Symbiodinium sp. CCMP2592 is the source of this 3318-nucleotide messenger RNA. The record is from the annotation of a GenBank genome assembly. Lineage: Eukaryota; Dinophyceae; Suessiales; Symbiodiniaceae.
AUGAGUGGAGAUGUCGUUGAAAUCCUCUCGCCCGGCAGGGCAGUUGUGCGAGUCUCAAGCCCGACUCUGCCCAUCGAGAGGAGGAGACUCCUCUCCCCAAGCAAAGUGCCCGGCGACCUCGAGGUAACCGUCAGUCCGGGGUUUCGAUUGGGAAGGGCCCAAAUGGAGAUCGGCUCCCUCACUGAGGAUAUCGACCACAUGCGCUCAGAGCUCAAGUUUCUGCAGCGCGACCUCUCGAAGGCACCGAUGCUGCCAGUGCGGGGAGCGACGAGCGUGUCGAUCUCCACUAUGGACACCGCAAGGCUGUUGGACUCCAGCGUCAUAAGCGACAAGGUGGACGCCAUGAAGCUGGACCUGGACACAGAGCGGCGGCAGCGUUUGGCCAGGGAAGAGGAUGCCCGAUCCAGGCUUCAGAGCGUUCAGCAGAGCUCCGAUGCCCAUGCCGCCCACCAGUUCCACACGGACACGCGAGUCCGGAAGAUGGAGGAGGCCAUGGCGGCUGUGGAGAACCGCCUGGAGAUGCUCUUUCAGGACCUCGACCAAGGCAUAAAGAAGCGAAAGGAUGGGGAGGAUGCACUUUGGCUGGCCAUGCAGGAGGUUCGAGAAAGUUUGGGGAAGGAAAUGCAGCAGCGUGCCACCCGGGACGAGGAGCUUUCGCAAGAAGGCGCCGGUCUGGCACAGCUCUUGGAGCAGGAGCGCUCUGAGCGAAGGAAGGCGGAGGAUGCUGUCGCCAGAGACCGGAGAGCGGACCUCCUCCGCGUUGCCUCCGUGGAGGCCCAGAUGGCGCAGGCGGCGGAGGCAGUGGAAUCCAAGUUCCAUUCCUUGCGGGAACUCCUGGAUGGUGAGAAGACCGCUCGAAGCGGCAUGAGCGUCAAGCUCGAGCACGAUCUGGCAGAUCUGGGAAUGGCUGUGCGCGGUGAGAAGGAUGCGAUGGAGAGGAGGUUAACUGCCUUAAAGGACGCUUGUGACAAGGACAUCGAGGAAAAGCUGCGGAGCCACCGGCAGAGUCUCGAGACCCUGAUCGACCGCAAGCUCUCUGAGUUGAAGGAGUCGGUGGAGCAGGGAUUCACUCUCGCAAAGCAGAAUCGGGAAUCGAUCCAGUUUUCCAUGGAGCGAGAGCGCGAGUCACGGAAAGCUCAGAGCGAGACGCUCCUUUCGAGCUUGGAGGUGCGCUUGGAGCCCGUGGUUUCUCGUCUGGGCCAAGCAGAGCGGCAAGCAGAGGCCCUCGGCUCGAAAGCAGAGAGAACUUUGCAGGAGCACCAGAUUCUUAAGGCCAGCCUGGAGGAGCGCGCGGAAGGAGAGCGAAGAGAUCUCCAAAGCUGGAGAGUUGAGCUGGAUGUCUUGAAGAAGAAGAGCCUGGAGGCUGAGGAGUUUGGAAAAGAGCUGAAGAAAGCGAAGGAAGCUCUGGAGUUGCUCCCCAGCGACUUGGGCGGAGGAUUCAAGAAGCUGGAGAAUAGGUGUGGGAGCCUGGAGACCGAGCUGCACCAGGCACUGGAGGCAGCCCGGCGCGAAGCGCGGGAGCGCUCCGCCCGCCUGGAAGAGGCCUUGAAGCUGCUCGAGGAGAAGCUGCAUGCGGAAGAGGACCGAAUGCAGGCUGAAGCAGGCCAUGAAGUGAAGCAACGACGCGCUGUCCUGCUGAAGAGGCCAAAGAGCCUUCAACUCUUCGCCAUCGGACUCUUGCACAGAAGCAGGAGAAGACGUGACGGCAGCACCGAGCCGUGUCGAGCCGUGUGCAGUUCCGCCAUGAAGAAGAAUGUCGGUCUGGAGAAAUGGAAGAAGGACCCUGAGCUGCGAGUGGCUCUGGCCCGUCGGAACUUGGCGUUUCUCUCUCGUGAGCUUCAGGAGUUCAUCGCCGACGGCUUUGCGCGAGAGCAGAAGACGAGGCUCGACGACACCCUGAAUGCCCUGAAACCGUCGAGGGCCGACGAGGAAGAGGGGCACAGCGUCACAGAGCGCUGGCAGAGCCUCCAGAGCGGGCACUCGAGUGGCCGGAGUUGCCAUGCCUACCAGCUAAGCAAGCGGAGGAGCAUCUCUGGCGAGCCUUCCGGCACAAGGAGCCGAGGUUUCGCCUGGAAAGGCUGCACUCUGGCGCUGGGUGUCGCGGCGCUGAGGUCGGCCUUCGAAACGCCGCUCUGCUUCUCCCAGCCGCCGGUCGCAGCGGAGGCCCGGAGCAUCCCGGAGCCGCCUAGUGUGCCAGGCGGCGUCGGCUUCGGAACCCCGGCUCCCACCAUUCCCGGCCUGGCCUUUCCCGUUGCCUGGCCGGGCCAAGCGCUUCCUGGGCAAGCUCAAGCUGCUCAAGCUGCUCAAGCUGCUCAAGCUCAAGCUCUCGGUCUUGCACAGCCUCUUGGGCUGCUGCCGGCACUGACGCCGGUCUCGGGCUUGCCAGUCCUUGCGGCACAGCCCCUUGCACCCCCUGCGAACGACGGUGGCUGGACUGCGGCUGUGGCGGAAGCAGCUGCAGCAUUGAAUCAGCUGGGCUACGGAGCCACCGCAGCCAGCGCUGCGCCACCGGCCGCAGCAGCGCCUGCUGGCGACCCUGCCUUGGCAUCGGCCCUUGCAAGCCUUGGCUUGACGCCCGGCUCACUGGCCAACAUCCCUGGACUCGAGAGCCUGGCAAAUGUGCCGGGCCUUGAAUCUCUAUUGGGGCUACCUCAAGCGGGAGUUGGCUCAACCGGAGUCGGCAUUGUGCCCUCUCGUUCUAGAGUCAAAGGCAAAGGCUUCCCUCCCAAAGGUGGUAAGGGAAUGCCCAAAGGCAAGCCGUCUUUGCAGGACCUGCCAGUCCUCACAAGCCAGGAGGUGCAGGAGCCGCAAGUCUUCGUCACCGCGGCGGGGCAGAAGAACGAAAAGAAGUGCAGAGCCCUGCUGGCGCACAAGGACUUCAAUAGAAUGGAUGACAAGGAUUCCGAGCAGAGAACCGCAGCGCACAUCUGCAUCUUGAAAAAGCUGCCGGAGGAUAUUUGCCUGAGCAUCUUGAAUCGGGAUGACUUCACAGAAGUCAAUGCGGUGGAUCAGUUCGGCUACACGAUCCUGUCCCUGGCGGCCUCGAACGGCAUGGUCAGCGUGUGCAAAGCUGUCCUGGAGCACCCGGAGUUCACGCAAGUCAACUCCAAGGACAAGUGGGGAGCCACUGCGCUGCACUGGGCAGCGGCGUCGAACCUAGGCGCUGUUUGCAGUGCCAUCCUGGAGCACCCGGCCUUCGUGGAGGCUCACGUGGUGGCUUUCAGUUUCAAGUUCGAGAACCAGACGGCGCUGCAGGUGGCCGAGGAGAGGGGUUGCUCGGAUGCCGAGCAGGCGAUCAAGAAAGCCUUGACUGGCUAG